UGGUUCUCACGGAAUCCCUUUACGCACAUAGCUGGCCAGGUUUUUUCCCAACAGCAAUCCACUCUUCCCCUCCUUUUUUCUCCACUCCCCUCUGCUGUCCCCACCCCAGAUUCCCGUGCAAUUUUCCCCAAUCCCAAACACUUAAUUGAGCAAUUGGGAUUCCUCACGUGUGGGCUGAUUUGUAGUUUGAACACGUGGCUCAUUCAAAAAGCCGGAAUAGCAAGAGGAUUUUUUUCUCCCCCUUCUUCUUCUUCUUCUUAUUCUAGGCUCUAGACUUAGAGGCGGGCGCCAGCCUUACCCUGUGUGACAUUCUCUGUCUCUUUGCCAAGGGGUUUGGAGGAAGACACAAAGUAGUUUCUCCUCCUUUUCACCCAGCCAGCCAUCGUUUGGAGACACGAGAUUAAUAAUUGAGCAUUUAUUUAUUGCGCGAUAGAGGCAGAGGGGCGAGGGAGCGCAAACGCACUGUGAGGCUGCCAGUUUAAAUCUAUCUGUGGCUUGAACGACCGGGAAGCACGCCACAGCCACUCCGUAGUAGUAAAGGCGAUUUAGGCUACUCCAAACACUGCACAUCAGUGAGAGCAAAUAACUAUCUCUCCCUCAGCGUAAAGAUUGUCCCUUUAUCGGCGCAGAACAUGAAUAAGCUAUACAUUGGCAACGUGAGCGCAGAGGCGAGCGAGGAGGACUUCGAAACUAUCUUUGAGCAGUGGAAGAUUCCGCACAGUGGUCCAUUUCUUGUCAAAACUGGCUAUGCGUUUGUGGAUUGCCCGGACGAGAAGGCUGCAAUGAAGGCCAUCGAUGUUCUUUCAGGUAAAGUUGAACUUCAUGGGAAAGUUCUCGAAGUGGAGCACUCUGUCCCUAAACGUCAAAGGAGCUGUAAGCUGCAGAUCAGGAACAUCCCGCCUCACAUGCAGUGGGAGGUUUUGGAUAGUAUGCUUGCUCAGUAUGGUGCUGUAGAGAGCUGUGAACAAGUAAACACUGACACAGAGACUGCAGUAGUCAAUGUUCGAUAUGCAGCCAAGGACCAGGCCAGGCUGGCAAUGGAGAAGCUAAACGGAUCAAUGAUGGAGAACUAUGCCUUGAAAGUAUCUUAUAUCCCAGAUGAGACAGCUGCACCAGAGGGUCCUUCACCGGGGGGUCGCAGAGGCUUUAACGCCCGUGGACCCCCUCGUUCUAGCUCUCCAGGUCUGGGUGCCCGGCCCAAAGUUCAGUCAGACAUCCCGCUGCGUGUUCUGGUUCCCACCCAGUUUGUAGGGGCAAUCAUCGGCAAGGAGGGCGCCACUAUCCGCAACAUCACCAAACAGACCCACUCAAAGAUUGACAUCCAUAGGAAAGAAAAUGCAGGUGCAGCAGAGAAGCCCAUCACAAUUCACUCCACCCCCGAAGGUUGUUCGAACGCCUGCAGAACAAUCAUGGAGAUCAUGCAGAAGGAAGCCCUUGACACAAAGUUUACUGAGGAGAUCCCACUGAAGAUCCUUGCACACAACAACUUUGUAGGAAGAUUAAUUGGGAAGGAAGGACGCAACCUAAAGAAAAUUGAGCAGGACACGGGGACCAAGAUCACAAUCUCACCUCUCCAGGACCUGACCCUGUACAACCCAGAGCGGACCAUCACAAUAAAGGGCGCCAUUGAGGCAUGCGCGAGUGCAGAGGAGGAGGUGAUGAAGAAGAUCAGGGAAUCGUAUGAGAGCGACAUGGCUGCUAUGAAUCUCCAGUCAAACCUGAUUCCAGGUUUGAACCUGAACGCUCUGGGUUUGUUCCCCAGUGGAACACCAGGCAUGGGUCCCUCCAUGUCCAGUGUCCCACCUCCUGGAGCCCACGCUGGAUGCUCAUCAUUUGGAUGCAGUCCUUAUGGGGGUGAGGGGCCAUUUUGGGCUUCUAUGCUGUCGGCGAGCAGCCAGCCCCUUGCUCAGGGACACCCAGAGUCGGAGACAGUUCACCUGUUCAUCCCUGCGCUUGCAGUGGGAGCCAUCAUUGGAAAACAGGGUCAACACAUCAAACAGCUGUCACACUUUGCCGGAGCCUCAAUCAAGAUUGCCCCCGCAGAAGGGAUGGAUGCCAAACAGAGGAUGGUCAUUAUCGUUGGACCACCAGAGGCUCAGUUUAAGGCUCAGUGUCGCAUUUUUGGCAAGCUGAAGGAAGAGAAUUUCUUUGGACCCAAAGAGGAGGUGAAGCUGGAGGCUCACAUCAAGGUUCCCUCCUUUGCUGCUGGACGGGUCAUCGGAAAGGGUGGAAAAACGGUAAACGAGCUGCAGAACCUGACCUGUGCAGAAGUGGUGGUGCCCAGGGACCAGACGCCUGACGAGAAUGAUCAGGUCAUAGUCAAGAUCAGCGGCCACUUCUUUGCAUGCCAGCUGGCCCAGAGGAAGAUUCAGGAGAUCCUAGCCCAGGUGAGGAGGCAGCAACAGCCUAAGCCCACAUCUGGAGCCCAACCUCCACUGCCCCGUAGGAAGUAAAGAUCUAGCGGAGGAAUGGUGACUGAAUCUGCCAGAAGACUAGACAGUUGGAUAGAUGCAGCAGAGUCCAGGGGGAGAAGAAGACAAGGGGUUGUAAUGCUCAUCUCAGGGGUCAGAGGUUAUCAGAACCCAACCAAACAUCCACCCCUCCUUGUCUUACUUGAGCUUUCAAGUGUGGCUAAGAGACUCUACACCUCUAAACCCCCACCCACCUUACCUCUCUGCAUCUCUGUGAGAAUGUACUUUUGAGGGCUCCCAACGUCACCUGCCCUCACAUGUGCGCACCCCUCGACCGCUCUCCUCCUCCCCCCACGGGUGUGUUCAAAAAUUAUUUUUUUCCUCUUUUUACACUAGAAACACAAAGAAGAAAUAAGGAUCCCCCUCCUAUCACCUCUUUGGUGUGGUACUUCAAACCUGACAAGAUGUUUUUGGUUGACUUCAGAUUUAGUUGACACUUUUUCUUUUUUUUUCAGUGUUCAAUUGGUUGAUGAAGCUUUCUCAUGAGUUUUCUGUGGAAAGGAAAAGGCAUUGCUAUCAAGGUCCUGGUCGGACCAACAGAGAGGUUUAUUUGGGGGGAGGGUUGGCUCAGGUUGGUUGGGCCAUGUUUAGGGGAAAGAUUCUUGUUUCAGGACAGGACCCCUGAAAGGGUGGAUUAUAUUGGGCGUCCUGCCCUUGUAAUGAUAGUGGCAUUUUAUAAAUUCGGAUGCAUUUUAUAGAUAGACCUAUAUACAUAGAUGAAUAUAUAUUUAGAGGUGAGGGCAGCGCCAUGACUGACACUUAGGGAAACGGUGCCGAACUGCUGCUGCCCAGGAAAACCAAUUUAAUAUGCAUUUUACUUAACUACCUCAGGAUCUAGUACCUCAGAAGAGAAAAGAAAAUGAUUAUAUAUAUAUGAAAAAAUGUUCCUUUCUUUUUUAUUUUGCUUUUGUGGUAUUUUGUAUACUUUAUAAAGCUGAUAGUCUUUGAACAUUUUUAUUUUUUUAAGAAAAUUUAAAAUUUGGUCAGCUGCCAACUGACCUUCCUUCAACUCUGGUGCUUUAGGUGGCAUUGUACAUGUGUAUGUGUGACUUAAGAUGACCCUGUACAUAAAGUCUAUUUGUACAUAGCGGCCCCGGAGCAAGAGUUGGCGCCCCCUCAGCUGGCGGCUGACAGGAGUAUCCAGAGAAAAUCGCCUCAGUUUUUCCCCUGAGGGUCCACCAUCUUCUGAAAAAAAGUACAAAAUGACUAAGACAUGCAAAUAAUGCCAACCGUACAUAAUUGCAGCAAUGCCAUUUAGUUUUGGGAUUGACAUUGUUAUUGGUAAUGGUACUUUAAUUUGUCAAAAAGAUUUCCUUUUUCGCCUUCCUAGGAGGGCUGUGGUCAGGGCAGUACAGGAUGGACUGUAAUGGUUCCCUCUGUAGCUGCCCUAGAGUUAGCAGAGCGUCUGUUUUUUGUCUGUUCUGUUCCCAGGCCAUCUGCCACCACCUUGACAAUAGUGUCUUAGCAAGGUCCAAGCCCGACUAGGUUUAUUUUCAUAGAGCAAGCUUUGUCAGUUCGGAGUGGCCCUUGUAGCCAGGCCAUCAAGUCAAUGUUAACGUUGUUCACUGCAUGGUGAGGGUAGGGGGAGUCGCACUGAUAGAUGCAUUUUUUUUUUUUUUUGCUAUA
Molecule: messenger RNA, 4097 nt
Organism: Thunnus maccoyii (southern bluefin tuna)
Lineage: Eukaryota; Metazoa; Chordata; Actinopteri; Scombriformes; Scombridae
Gene: igf2bp3
Product: insulin-like growth factor 2 mRNA binding protein 3
Exons: 16
Coding region: 633-2453 (606 amino acids)
Biological process (GO): regulation of gene expression; nervous system development
Cellular component (GO): cytoplasm; nucleus; cytosol
Molecular function (GO): mRNA 3'-UTR binding
Source: RefSeq, a predicted model, not a curated record